Anarrhichthys ocellatus (wolf-eel) is the source of this 7699-nucleotide messenger RNA. RefSeq names its product CECR2 histone acetyl-lysine reader (gene cecr2). NCBI's taxonomy places the organism in Eukaryota, Metazoa, Chordata, Actinopteri, Perciformes, Anarhichadidae. The record is from RefSeq and is a predicted model, not a curated record. The transcript has 19 exons. Gene Ontology annotation, molecular function: protein binding. Bases 156 to 5060 code for a protein of 1634 amino acids. Gene Ontology annotation, biological process: single fertilization; chromatin remodeling. Gene Ontology annotation, cellular component: CERF complex.
UUGUAGCGCUCCUCGGGUCGCGAUGGCAAAUGUCCGACAAGGACGACACCAGCAACUUUUGUCGUGUUUGUAAUGUUACGGAGACAUUGUAAGUCGCCGAGGAAACUACCCUCUAAUGUGAACAACAGACGUGACACAAUAUCUCAAGUUCGAAGAUGUCACAUGGAUGUAGAGUUUCUGUGGAAAAGAUCCAGUCCUGGUGGGAAGUCCCCGCCAUAGCGCACUUCUGCUCGCUGUUCAGGACCGCGUUCAACCUGCCAGACUUUGAAAUAGAGGAGUUGGAGAAGGCCCUGUCAGAGCAGGACUCGGACUUCCUCGGGGACCUCAUUGCUUGUCUUUUGCAGGGUUGCUACCAGCGCAAUGACAUCACCCCCCAGGCAUUUAGCAGUUACCUGGACGACAUCAUCAGCUACCGGUGGGAGCUGGAGGAGGGGAAGCCCAACCCACUGCGAGAGGGUCCCUUUGAGAAUCUCCCUCCUCGCACUCAGGUGGAACUGCUGCACCGGCUGUGCGACUACCGCCUGGAUGCUGCUGACGUCUUUGACCUGCUCAAGGGACUGGAUGCAGACAGCCUGAGAGUGGAGCCGCUGGGGCAGGAUGGAAAUGGAGCCCUCUACUGGUACUUCUAUGGCACUCGCAUGUACAAAGAAGAGCCAGUCGAGAGGAGAGCAGAGAAGAUCAGUGAAACCACUGAGCUGACAUUACCAGAGAAAAAGAAAAGGGGAAGACCACCAAAGAAGAUAAAACUGGAAGAACCUCAGCUAUGUGAGCUGGAAAGUCAAGGGACAGAAGUGAAGUCAGAAAACGAGCUGGAAGAUCUCCGCCCUAGCACAGGCCUUAAGCGAGGCGCUUGGUCGCUUGUGUGUGAUUCGGAGGAGCAGUGGGUCAGUCUGGUAGAGAGCAUCCAGGACAAACCGUCCCCACAGGACCGCCACCUCCACCGGGUCAUCAGCCAGAACUUCCUGCCGGAGAUCCGCAGCAUGAUUGAGCACAAGGAGCGGGAGCAGAAACAGAAGCUACUGGACCCAGCCCCAGUUCGCAUAUCACAACGGUUCUCUGAAAAACACUUAAACCAAGAGGAGGAGGACAAUCUGAAGGCCAUAGCAGAGGAGGAGGAGAAGAGGAAAGACGAAGAGCUGGACAGGCAGGUCCUGCUGGCCGAGCAACGACGGGAAGAGGAAAGGCUUCAGCAGGAGGAGCAACAGAGAGAAAAGAUGGAGAAGAUCAAAGCUGUGGAGGAGCGAGCAAAGAGGAGGAAGAUGCGAGAGGAAAGGGCCUGGUUACUGUCUCAAGGAAAAGACCUGCCACCCGAACUCCUCAAUUUGGAGCCUUCUUCUCCCGUCCACAGAACACGCAGGAAUAAAGCAUUCUAUGAGAUUGAUGACGACUACACUACUCUAUACAAAGUGCUUGAGGUCUUGAAGGCCCAUAAAGAUGCUUGGCCUUUCUUGGAGCCUGUGGAUGAUUCUUAUGCCCCCAAUUACAAUGAGCUCAUCCAGACACCGAUGGACCUGUCCACCAUUGAAAAGAAGCUCAAUGAUGGGGAGUACGUUGCUAAGGAGGAGUUUGUUGCCGACGUGAAGCUCAUGUUUGAGAACUGCAUUGAGUACAACGGAGAAGACAGCGAGUACACUAUCAUGGCGGAGUCUCUGGAACGGUGUUUUAGCCGGGCCUUAUUAAAACACUUUCCAUCGGAGGACGGCGACACAGAUGAGGAGUUCCACAUCAACAGCGAAGACAAGGACCGCAAGGACAAAAAGCGCAGCCGGGGCAGCAGUAAACAUUUGGGACCUGAAAGUCUGAUCAAAGCCACUGAGCAAGUCCAGCGUAAGAGAAACUCCCAAGGGGGCAAGGGCAGCUCACUCUCGGAGGAGGACAACAGACAAACACGUCCACCUCCGCCCCUUCACUGGGCCAAUGGCCCCCCUCACCCCCACAGCCUGCCUCAAAGCCAGCAGCACAUUCAUCGAGGAGACAUCAGGGGCAUGUACCACCCAGGGCAACAGCUUCUUCGUCCACCUGGCCCUCAUGGCCCACACAUGUACGGCCAAAGAAUGGCCAUGGAUCCCCGCUUCUCAUACCCAGCUCACAUUAGCAGGCAUGGAGACCCCAGUUUGAACCACUUUCCCCACAACUUUAACAUGCAGCAUCGCAUGGUUGAGGGAUGUCACAUGGGUCCUAGGUAUCCAAUGGGCCCAGAUCCUAACCAACAGCAGCCUCCACACCAGCCGCAGCACCCCUACAUGGGUCCGACUCAUGGCCCGUCUCUGGGCCCACGUCCGUUGGGCCUCCAGCCUGGCCCUCCUCCUGAAGCCAGCAUGUAUCCAUCCCACCACCGUCCAGAAGGACACACCAUGCACCCCUUGGGCAAUAGAUUCCUAGGGCCAGAAAGACCACCUCAGCACAACUACCCAGGCUUGAGGCCUCCCGGUAUGGGCCUAUCGAACAUGUGGACUGGUAUGAAUCCCCAGGAGAGACCCAAUGGGAUGGGAAUGCAAGAUCCCAACAUGGUAAACCAGCGCAACUUUAGUUACGGCGGAGUCCCCCCUCCAGUGGGGCAUAAACCUUGGCCAGAAGCCGCUGGAUACCCCCACCCUUCUCCCAAUGCCCAGUAUCAAAUGUCUGCAGCGGUCAGUUCCCCGGGCCCCGUGUCCUCACGCCCCCCUGUUGCCCACCCAGACUCCUCUGGCAGGACACGCUUGGCUUCCAUGCUGCAAAGCCCAGAGAUGCUGGCCCUGCAGCAGCUGUCAGCCUCUUCUGGACCCCCUGCUGGUACCCCUCAUCAGCACAUGGGCAACUUUCAGCAGCCUGGGCCCCCAUCAGGAGUUGGCAGCAUCCCAGCUCACCCCUCUCAGCAGCCUCCCCCUGCCCCUGAGGUUCAGCUGCUGCGUCCUGCUAGAGACAAUGGGCCAGACAGCCAGCCUUCUCAACAGACAGACACGCUGCCCAAAGACUCAACAUCAGAGAACAAGAUGGCAGCCAACAUUUCGGAUGAAGCUUCAUCACCCCAAAUCCCGGUUUCAACAAACCGAGAGCACCCGUCCAUUCGUAGUCCCACAGAACACCUCGUGGGGCCAGCAGAGAGAAUGCAGAGCCCCCCCGCCUCUAACUCGGCCAGAUUAGAGGAGAAUCCGUCCGGACCAGGGUCGCAGAGUUCAACAAAGAGCCACAAGCAGGAGGUAGAUGGCCAGAGACAAUCUGCCAGCCACUGUCCCAUUCAACACAUAAGUGCCACUACUGUUUCAUCCCAUCUCAACCCAAGUGACAACAGCUCCACUGACAGCACCCACCCCAACCACCCUCAGCACACGCAUAACAGUCCACAGCAAAAAGCUCAAAGCCCCGCACUUCUUCACCAGAACAUAACGCCGCUGCAUGUUGCAGCAUCUCAGGAUUCCACUCAGCAAAUGUCCGGGAGCAACUUGUCACACAUGCAGGAUGCACAUCAGCAAAGUGAGCAGCAGAACAUCCAAAAACAGCCGCAACCUCAGGCAACCCAGAGUAUACCGCCCCAAUGCCACCCACGGAGCUCUCCCCAGCCGAUGACCCAGAGCACACGGCAACAUAUUGCUCUUCUAUCCCCUCACCACGUGCCCCAGAACAACUCUCCACGUCCUACACAGAGCAGCCCCAUGCAUGGGAUGCCACAGAGUGCCACACAAGGAGCCCAGCCCGGACCCCCUCAGCCAGUUCCUCUUACCUCGUUGCCACCCAGUCAUCCCACCCCACUACUACCUUCCCAGCCUAGCCCAGCAGACCAUGGAGAUCAAAGACCUAGUGAGCCCACAAGUAGACCGGACGCAGACGGUAAUGCCGCUCCUCCACAGCACAUGAUGAAGUCUGGCCCUCCAAAUGGUAUUUAUAAACACCAGGACUUUAGCCCCAAUCACCAUCAAACCCAGGUGGUCGGUAGUAACCCAGGUAUGCAGGCUCACAGAGGGCCGGCACCUGCUCACAAUCCAGCCAUGCCUCCUCACUCCCAAGGCCAGGUAAAUGGAGCCAUGGGUCCAUAUGCCAUGGGGAACCACCUACAUCCACACUACAGCCAGACUAACAUGACCAGGCCCAUGCCUCCCACUGCUCACCACCCUUAUCACAACCAGGCCAUUAACCCCCUCCACAACCCUGCUCAGCACCCCACCUACCACCAGCAGGGAGGGACUGCCUACUCCUACCACACACCAGGCCAACAGCACCCUCAGGCGCACCCCAACGUGUACCCAACUCAUCAGUACCAGCAACAGCACUACUUCACACAACCUCAGAUCCAUAACCAGGCCAACAGUAGAGGAAGUUAUCCUCCAGAGGAGUGGCAUCGGCCUCAUUAUCAGGCUCGCCAACCGCUGCCACCCAAUGGCUACCUACCUGUAGCUAGUGCCAGAGGCAACGGUCAGCUGAAGGAGAGCAGCGUGUCACCCCUGGGCUCUGAGGGCUCCAGUUUGAUGUCCCCUGGCCCUGUGCCUGAAGUAGCGCCACACCCUGGAGGCCCAGAAGAGAGGAAGGGUGAAAGCAGGGAGCAGGCCAGCGGAUGCAACGGCAGUGGCGGCAGCCCUGCGAAGCGGGCUCACGAGGAGAGCUCAGAGCGACCCGAGAGCCCCAAAGAAAUCCUGGACCUCGACAGCCAUAAUGCUGCUGCCCGCCACCGUAGCACCCAGCCAACUCAACAGCACCACCCUGCCUCCGCUGCACACAUGGUGUCUGGCUUCAUGUUCGACCCUUGUGCCGUGCACCCUGGGAUGCAGCACGGUGGCGUUCCUCCACCCCACAUGAUGUUUCAGACUCGCGGAAAUGGCAACAGAGCUCCUUACCCUGGCCAGCCAUACCCAGAUCCAGGACGCUAUGCCGCCCAAAGACCUCACCCACAUCUGAUGGAGGCUCUGCAGCGGCCCCAGCAGCUGCCUUACUCGCCGGGUCAGACACGCAUGGUCAUGUACAGACACCCCCGGCCUGCGGGGAAUUUCCAGGGCAUGAUGAUUCAGCAGAGAGGCCUGCCACCAGAACACUUCCUACACCCAGGGCAGCAGAUGAUGGCUGCUCCAGGAGGCCCUAGCAGUAAAUAAGGAGUGUGACAAGAAUCAUAUCAGCAUGUUCAUAUCACUAUGGAGAAAGCAGUGAUCCAGAAGGAAGAGUAUGUGGGUAUGGUUUGCUCCACAUACAUUUCUUAAUGAUUUUCUUACACUGGACAAGAACCUUUUGGCUCCGUUUCGCCCACCGCUGAGCUUUAAGAUCCAACCAGGCAGCUGGUAUAACCGACAUGAUAAUGUGAAAUGUUUUUGAGCCCUGGAGAACAAUUCUUUCCUCCACAUGAACUGGCAGGGAUUCACUGACUUGCUCAAGGUCACUUCACCACAGGGGGUUUCCUCCCGUCAUGACUGUUUGAGCCAGGGUCCUCCCAGCAGAAGAACCACCAGGCCAAACCUGCCCAACACAGAACACUGGACAGCCCUCUCCUCUUUGAGCAAUGGGGGGUAUGAAUGGAGUAAAGGACACUGAACACAGCCUGCUGCCUAUCUCGUCCUUUGACUGUAGUGGUUGAUGGAGCUGAGGAGGGGAUGUGAUGGAGACGAGAGGGACUGUUGGUUUUUUUUUUUUACUGAUAUUUUCUGUUCCAACCCUAUCUUUAAACUCAGGUGUAGAAAAGGAAGGUUCUAUGAGACUGUCACCCAAACCCAGUCAACUCACAGGCCCCUUGCAAUUGCCUUGAUUACCUUUGUGAAUGUAUGAGUGAAUGUAUAGACAAUAAAGUGUGUACAGCAGGUUAGCUGCAUGUGAAAGUACACAAACACUGAUCAUUUGUCUUAAGCAGAAACCGCUGUCCAUGUCCACCCCUACUCUAACGGUGUUUCUCUAGUAAACACGCCAUAUAUGCAUCUUUCAAAGCUGCCUUCAUUGUCCAGAAUGUCUUUGACUAGCACAGAGUGACAGGCAAAGAUGGCGCAAAAUUACAUAACUCUCUGUUCUGCACUGUGGAUUUUAGUCAAGACAUCUUGGAAUUGAGUGGCCUUGGAUAGUCUUAUUUUUAGUCAAACACAUCUAUGUAUGAAAAUAUAUCCUUAUCUCUUAAGUGACAUGUUCUGCUAGCUGGUAAAUGCACAUACACAGAACAAAGGCAUAAAAUCCCGCUCUUGUUUUUUUAGUUUUUUUAAAUUGACUUUUGUUUCAUUCCACCUAAACGUGUGUACUUUCUUUGUUCAUUCACGGCUCUGCCCUUUGCAUGGCGUCUUCUUUUGAGUGCUUCCUCUUCCCCAUGUCGACACUAAACAGAUCCUCAGGGUGUACAGUUUCUCUAUACGGGUAUUUUUCUGCAUUAUUUGGAGGAGCAGCAGCAGAAGGAAAAUGGGACUGAAACUGGCAAAUAGAUCCACCUCACCACCACCUGUCUUUUUUUUUUUCUUCCCCAUUUUAAUCAAAGUGGAUUUGAAGUGAGAUGGAUCAAAUUUGAGUUAUUCCACAUUCCUGUUUUUUUUUUUUUUGUUUUUUUUGUUUUUCCCCCUCAUAACUGAUGUGGUCCGUGCAGGUGUGGUCCUGCACCGUCACCGUUAGGUCCGUGUUGCAUCUGUGAAUCCCACUUGUGCAGUUCAGCGAUGACAGUAAAUUAAUCUACCUCAUUGGCAUCUACUGAGUCCCUGAACUUCUUUUUGUACUCUGCCAGACUCAUGUGGGUCUGUGACCAGCUGAUGAUUUUUAGCACCACUAUUAGUUUGUAGUCCUACUGAAAUGAAUGAAAUGGCCUGACAAUGCAGGACCAUCUAGGUCACAGGUUGCUGUGUCGACUGGCUGACAUUCACAGGCGUUGUGUAAUUGAACCAAUCCGUGAAUCUUUGAAAUGGGACAGCAUUUUCUUUAUCAGUUUUUAAAUGGUGUGAUGGACAAUACAGCAUCUCGUGUCUGUAAAUUGGUCUCAAGUUGUACAGAGUGCAUGCCUUUCUGACUGAAGUUUGUUGGAACUAGACAAAGUAGGUGUUAUUCCAGUCUAGGGUCUGUAAUAGACUGCAUAGAGUGUGGCGUCAUUAUGGGUUUACUAUGUUCCUUAGUAGUAGGUACCUACGGCAUUGUAAGUAAAUAUUUGAGGGAGGAAGAUGGAAUAGGAAAGUGCAACAAGCUGUGAGACAAUUUUCUAAAUGUGUCACAAAAGACUAUGUUGUUCAAAUAGGGAAUUGUCUCAAUAUUUAGUGGGCCUAAUAGGGUCACUUUGGAGGUAGUGCGUUCACUUGCGCUGUCUAAUGCAUGAAGGACAGUGUUGGUUUUAAAGGUCUGAGGUUGUGAUGCUGUACAUAUGUUUGUGUGUGUGCGUGCGUGUGGUUCUCUGGUUUGUAGAAUCGGCACCAGAUGAUCGGAAGUGUGCAUUCAUCUCUCAUUUUACUCUGCUGUCAUCUCUCUGCACUAGUGAAAACCAUUUAGACGUGAUUAAAUGUGAAUCAUAUUUAUUUUCUCUUUUACGCAUUUUUGUACAUUUUCGGACUUGUUUUAAUAUAAAUGUGGUGUAUGUUUCUAUUUUUUCUUGAUAUUUCUUGUUUUUUGUUUUCAGCAGUUUUCUUUUACCUCAGUAGCAUGGUGGCAUUGAAAAAAAGAGAACUGUACCUUUUUAAUUUUCAGUGACGUUUACAAGUUCUUAUCUGACUGACGUAGAUUAUUUUGGAAAUGGAACAGAGUAUUUUCUAUACUGUACAUUUCUUAGAAAUAAAUCACUUUUCUCGAA